Suricata suricatta (meerkat) is the source of this 7963-nucleotide messenger RNA. RefSeq names its product actin binding LIM protein 1 (gene ABLIM1). The record is from RefSeq and is a predicted model, not a curated record. Gene Ontology annotation, biological process: lamellipodium assembly; cytoskeleton organization; cilium assembly. Gene Ontology annotation, cellular component: stress fiber; actin cytoskeleton. Lineage: Eukaryota; Metazoa; Chordata; Mammalia; Carnivora; Herpestidae. Gene Ontology annotation, molecular function: actin filament binding. Bases 625 to 3096 code for a protein of 823 amino acids. The transcript is spliced from 26 exons.
AAAGCCAUGAGGGAUAGUCGGGCUGCUAGUGAAAGGAACCUCCUCGACUUACAAUAGUUUUGUUAAAUCCUUGUACUGAAGAAAGCACUCGGAAUCCAGCUGGUGAGACAGUAAUUCAUUAAGUGGAAAAAGGAGGCAGAAGGCUUGGGAAGAUCCAUCUUGUCUCUCUUUGUCUCGUGUGUCUGAGUUACUGUGAAAUGACAGGGACCAGAAUCUGGAUUCUGGAUGGUGCAGAGUGGAGGAAAAUCCGAGAACUAUGUGGGGUGUGUUUUGAUGGCGGUUUCCCAGGAAGGAUGCUUUCCUGCAGGUGUGAUUUCAGGUGAAUGGAUGUGUUCUUAAGACUGGUCUUUAGAAUUGGUAGGAGACAGAGCAGCGAGGGGGUGAGGAUUCUGUACAGGAGGAAGGAGCUAGAAUCCUGCAGGAAACUUCUCGUUCUUCCUGAGCUGGCUGCGGCACACCCUCUGGAUGGCACACCCUUCUCUGGAGUCCAGCUCAGCCCACGAACUCCUGGGAGGAACGCCAGGCCACCAGCCUUUCCUCGGAGGAGUGGAUGUCACCCUUCAGUGUGCCCAGCCACCUUGCGAAGAAAAGCUGAACUCUUAGCUCUAAGGUUUGUGCCUGUUAAUGACCUGGGAACAGACUGAGUUCAUGGAUCCUCACCACAUGGUUGAAGACAACCAAGUGGCACACCCUCAGGACCCUCACCACCCCUCAGAGAAGCCAGUCAUUCACUGCCAUAAAUGUGGGGAGCCGUGCAAGGGUGAAGUACUUCGGGUCCAGACCAAACAUUUCCACAUCAAAUGUUUCACCUGCAAAGUGUGCGGCUGUGACCUGGCACAAGGCGGCUUCUUCAUAAAGAACGGCGAGUACCUGUGCACCCUGGACUACCAGAGGAUGUAUGGGACGCGAUGCCACGGCUGCGGGGAGUUCGUGGAGGGAGAGGUGGUGACCGCCCUGGGCAAGACCUACCAUCCGAACUGCUUUGCGUGUACCAUCUGCAAGCGACCGUUCCCACCCGGAGACCGAGUCACGUUCAAUGGGAGAGACUGCCUUUGUCAACUGUGUGCGCAGCCCAUGUCGCCCAGCCCCAAGGAAGCCUCCUCCUCCAGCAACUGUGCCGGCUGCAGAAGGGACAUCAAGAAUGGGCAGGCGCUGCUGGCCCUGGAGAAGCAGUGGCACUUGGGGUGCUUUAAAUGCAAGUCCUGCGGGAAGGUCCUCACCGGGGAGUACAUCAGCAAGGACGGCGCUCCGUACUGUGAGAAGGACUACCAGGGGCUCUUCGGGGUGAAAUGUGAGGCCUGUCACCAGUUCAUCACAGGCAAAGUCCUGGAGGCAGGUGACAAACACUACCACCCCAGCUGUGCACGAUGCAGCAGGUGCAACCAAAUGUUCACAGAAGGAGAGGAAAUGUAUCUUCAAGGUUCCACCGUUUGGCAUCCCGACUGUAAGCAAUCUACCAAGACCGAGGAAAAGCUGCGGCCGCCAAACACUCAUCGCUCUUCCUCCGAUUUCUUUUGUCCCAAAAGUCUGAUUCGACGCACAGGACGGUCUCCGUCUCUGCAGCCUACCAGGACUUCCUCUGAAAGCAUUUAUUCUAGACCAGGCUCCAGUAUUCCUGGCUCUCCGGGUCAUACUAUCUACGCAAAAGUGGACAAUGAAAUCCUGGAUUAUAAGGAUUUAGCAGCCAUUCCCAAGGUCAAGGCAAUAUACGAUAUUGAACGUCCAGAUCUUAUUACCUAUGAGCCUUUCUACACUUCGGCCUAUGAGGACAAACAGGAGAGGCAGAGCCUGGGAGAGUCUCCAAGGACUUUAUCUCCUACUCCAUCUGCAGAAGGCUACCAGGACGCCCGGGACCAGGUGAUCCACCGGUCCACCAGCCAGGGCUCCAUCAGCUCCCCCGUCUACAGCCGCCAUAGCUACACUCCGACCACGUCUCGCUCUCCCCAGCAUUUUCACAGACCUGAGCUGCUGUCUCCUGGUGUGCACCUGCGCACCAGCAGCCUCAGCUCCGCCCACAGCGACUCCCGCCCCAACUCCCCCUUCCGACACCACUUCAUUCCCCAUAUCAAAGGCUGCCAGGGUUCAUGGAGCGGAGGAUGCUGCCUGCGUGGAAAGCCGAGAUGCACAUCACAGGCUGUCCCUCUAUUUCAUUGGCCUCUCCAUCCAUUUUCCGUAACGUCCAUCUUGUUUUCCGGCAAUGAGCCGUCCAGCGGCCGGAACUCCCCUCUCCCUUCCCGGCCAGACAGCCGCCCUGUCACUCCAACUUACGCUCAGGCCCCUAAACAUUUCCAUGUUCCAGAUCAAGGGAUCAACAUUUACCGAAAGCCACCCAUCUACAAACAGCAUGAUGCAGCUGCCUUGGCAGCCCAGAGCAAGUCUUCAGAAGACAUCAUCAAGUUUUCCAAGUUCCCAGCAGCCCAAGCUCCAGAUCCCAGCGAGAUACCAAAGAUUGAGACGGAUCACUGGCCUGGGCCCCCCUCACUUGCCGCCAUAGGAGCCGACACGAGACGCAGAUCUAGUGGCAGAGAGGAAGAUGACGAGGAGCUUCUGAGGCGCCGACAGCUGCAAGAAGAGCAGUUAAUGAAGCUCAACUCAGGCCUGGGCCAGUUGAUACUGAAAGAAGAGAUGGAGAAGGAGAGCCGAGAGCGGUCAUCCCUGUCGGCCAGUCGCUAUGAUUCUCCCAUCAACUCAGCUGCACAUGCCCUGUCAUCCAAAACCUCAUCUCUCCCAGGCUAUGGAAAAAAUGGGCUUCACCGGCCUGUCUCCACAGACUUUGCUCAGUACAAUAGCUAUGGGGACGUCAGCGGGGGAGUCCGAGACUACCAGACCCUCCCUGAUGGCCACAUGUCCGGGACAAGAAUGGAUCGGGGAGUGUCUAUGCCCAACAUGUUGGAACCAAAGAUAUUCCCAUAUGAAAUGCUGAUGGUGACCAACAGAGGGCGCAACAAAAUCCUGAGAGACGUGGACAGAACCAGGCUGGAGCGCCACUUAGCCCCAGAAGUGUUUCGGGAAAUCUUUGGGAUGUCCAUACAGGAAUUUGACAAGUUACCACUUUGGAGACGCAACGACAUGAAGAAGAGAGCGAAACUCUUCUAGGCCCCUCCCCCCACCGCACCGUGUAGUUGGCAGGUAGAAAAAGGACUGACGUGGCCGUGACACCUAGGAUGUGUUGAGACCCAAACUUGAUUGGAGAAUUUGCAAACUACUGUCCCUCAGGAAUGAUGAGAGGGGAAACCUGAUAAAAACACCCGCGAGCCAAAUUUGGGCCUGCCCACCACCGGCAACACUUGCCCAGCAGCCACAGGGUAGAAAUUUCUGUGUUCCCCACACUCAUGACCUUUUUACAUCACCUUAUGUAUACCACAGGAGCAAUUCUUUCAUUUCCUUUACCUGUUGUCUAACCAUAGUGCUGACUGGAUGGGGAAGAGCCAGCAAGUGCCCUUAAGAUGCCGCAUGGAAAAAAAACCCAAAAAGCAGCUGUCAUAAUCCAGAGGCAGGAACAUAUUCGUGGAUGUGGCGUUGUGGCCGAGAAGGAAGAGCCUGAGGGACGUAUCCGUGUGGGCACACCACCCUGCACACCCCUGUCCUCAGUGGCCUCACGAGGCCUGCCCCGCGCCCCCCCGCCCCCAACCCGGCAGGAUAGAAAUCAGGGUCCGGGCACCGGGCAGCUGUUUGACAGGUUGAGAGUCAUUUUUAACAUGCUCCUUUUUCUCUGCUGUUUGCUAGGACCUGGUGGGCAAAUUACUUAGCUAUUACUUUUAAAAAAAUGUUAAGAGAAAGAGAGGGAAAUGGAAUGGAAGGACUCUUUAUCUCCCUUACUUCUGUCCCUGCUUCAGGCUGUGGGGCUCGUGCUGCCUCCCUACCACGGCCAGCCGCUGUCCCAGGCCCCCGCCACCAGGAAAGGAGCGAGAGAGACCCAGUUGUGUGCUGUGAGAUGCGCUUUGCCCGAGGGGCCACAGCACUUGACAAACAAAAAAAAAAGAAAGAAAGAGAAAAAAAGAAACGUGUCCCGCCAGCCAACGCUAGUUCUUCCGCCCCGCACCCUCUGCUCCUUACGCAGCGCCCUCUGAGUCCCAUCAAGCGCACCCGGGGUCUGGGGCGUGGUAUUUGAGGUCUUUUCAGUAGGAGGCUAAGGAAAGGCGUGCAGUUCUCUUUACAGUCUCUGCAGCCCCAGGGUAUGCUGCCUCGGAUUGAUUUAAUUUGGCCUUUUCAGCUUUCCUACUCUGCCCAGCUCUGUCGACCUCAUGGUGUGUGGGAGGUGGGUGUGCAUGGGUGUGUGUGUGUGCAUGCGUGCGUGUGUGUAAGCAAAUGCACCCAGGGUGGUUUGGGGAGUCUGUACGCACGUGUGUAUUUCAUUUCUGCUCGAAUGUUGGUCCGGCUGUGCUGCAGCUUUGAAGGAAUGUUUGCACACGUGCGCAUGACUCAAAGGUCAGGAGGGAGACUCAGCCGCACCCAGUAAGGCAUCCUUCUUGGAAGGGUGCUGGUGUCAGAAGCCAGCCUACAUCAUGGUGGAGGUGGCCCGGAUCAGCAGCACACUGAGGAGGACACAGACCUCGGAUCAGGCUGGAUGUGGAGCUCAGAGCAUCACAUCAGAGUCCACCGAUGCAGCAGCACAAGUUUUAAAGCGGAGACUGGCGUUUCACUGAAACACACAUGUAAGACCCCAUCGUGAUUCCCGGAAGCUUCCGGCUGUGGCUCAAAUGAGACACGAGUCAGAUGAGGGAGGGUCUCUCCAGCUCCACGCACAGGAGGUUUCCACAUUUAUUCUCGUGCAUCAGGGCGCUGCCUAGGAAUUGAAGCUCUGUUUUAAAGCUAGAGGAGAAAUCAUUCGAAUUCUCUUCCUGUGCCUCUAAUAACAAAAGCUCAGAAAUUCCUCCUGCCAGCACCAAGUAUUUGAACGAGUUAGUAACUGACCCAGUGGCACAAAGCAAGUAAAAUAGUCCCAGGACCCGUACUGCGAACCUCUAGCUUGUGACACACUCCGUCACCUGGGUGCCGUGCUGAGCUCUGGGCCUGCCUGAUAGCACUCUCCUGCGCUCUUCCCGAAGGAUCUAAGCUGCCUGCCCUUUCAGUGCUAGACACGGAAUGUUUGAGGGCUGUUCUCACAAAUAGGAACGUGUGUGUGCGUGCGUGCGUGUGUGUGUUGAACCUACUAACGUUUUGCAAGUGGUUCUGAUGGAGUAGAUGAAAGAGGAACCGUUCCUCCUUGGUCUGAAGCCCCCAGAUCGCAGCUCGCAGUUUGGUGCCUCUUGCUUCAUUCAGUAUUUCCGCCGCCCUGUCAUCUCUCUGAGGUCUGCUCCGGCAGCCUCAGGCCGCGUACCCUAGUCCUUGCUUUGCCCUGGCCCCGUGUGAGGAGUGAAGACCAUGGCGUAUUCCCAGGAAUCAGUAACAAGGAUGGCCAAAUGGGUCCCCAUACUAGGCCAGUGGAGAAAAUCUUUUUCAUUAUGGGGAUUACAAAAGACCCUCAGUGUUUUCAUUGGUUGAUGAAUUAUGACCCAGGCGCAUGCACAUCAAAUGUCUGUGAGGAAAGUUGCGAUGGUAGUCAAAGAUCUGAACCAAAUCUGCUCCCACCAAUGAAACUCUGCUUCUGUUAUAGCUGUCAUUCAAUUCUGCAUCCAACCUGGGGAGUGGGGGUGGGAAGCUUCUUUCCAUAUCAAGUGUACUAGCUCAUUUAAAUGACACCCAUGCAAAAAUGCAUUACCAGACAGAGUCUGUAGCCUCCUGUCUGUGGGCAGAGCAGUGCUGUGCUCUGGGGAGGGAUCGUGGAAAACCGUAAUGUGGAGUGGGUUCCCCAACUCCGGUCCCUGCGAAGACGCCAGCUGGAGGGAUGGGCCAUGGGGCCACCCAGUUCACCUAACUGCCAAAUCUCAUAUAUGGGCUACGAUGGCCUAUCCAUUUUUUUUUAAACUGGGCUCAGCAUGCUUGUCCUAGCACGUCCAGGCCACUACGCAGGACAUCAGCGUUCUCUGCUUGAACCCCACGCUGCCCCGCAUAUAAAAAGUCCACGUGUGAACACAGCCAAAUGAACAGGAGUGUUCACUCUAGGGAAGGACUUCUACACCUGGCAGACUUUCCAGGCACACACCCCAAGGGCUACAUGUUUGAGUGUCGGGCCAAUUUGCGAUUCCUUAAGCACACCGAUUGCAUGAAGCAAAAGAGACCACUGCCGACAUGAAAGUCAGUGCUUCCUUUACGGUUCCUCCCAGGGGAGCCAGGAGACCAUUUAGUCUUCCUGUGUGGUAUAAGACGAGGCGUGAAGAUCAUUUGGGAACUUGUAUAGCCCGCUGUGCAUCCACAUUUUGGUUUGGUUAGUUAGGAAAUGUUUUCGAUGUGACUUCUUCAAUAACUAACAAUAAACUGCCUGUUCUCUGCAACCUCACAAAGAAAAGCCAGAGUUCGUGGGUAAUAUGGCGCACACUCUCUGUGCAGCUCACAGUCUCAAACUGGUUGCACCCAUCAACUCUGCCUAGAGAAGUCUUGCUGGAAAUGUUUAUAAAACUUUCACCUAAUUUCUUUACACUUGAAAGCAAACACCUUUUUCUAAAGAAUUGCUUCUCAGAUGAUUAUAUAAAAUAUAUACGCUUUUGCAAGUUACAAAAAUUCGAGUUAACCACUUUUGACUAGGUAGGUCUUUCUAAAAACUCUUUCAAAAAGCUUGGUGUUCACGUCCUGCGCGUCGAAGGGGCAGGUGAGCCCUCUCUCUGACGGUCAGGGAAGAUGGUGGAAGGGAAGGAGCUCCAUGUCAUCCCCCUUCUGUGUUCUCCGGGGCAAGCUCAAUUUUUACAAAUUGCGUCUUCUCUAUUCCUGGUCACUGUGUAAUCUACGCUUCCUAGGCCAGCCUUGACAUUAUGUUCCUUGAUCUUUAAAAUUAUUUUCUUUUGAUAAACCAAGUGUUUGUGAGUAAGCCCUACACCUCACUCAAGAGUACUCCCUUUUGAAGAAUGUUCUAUUAAAAAAAGGAUGAUUUCAGGCUUGAGAUUUAUAGUUGACCCCACCUUAGAGUGUAAUGUACGUUAAGGAAACCACCCAACUGUGUUGUAAGGAAAGAAAGUGAAACUCUUACUUUGGCUUUUUUAAAAGAAAAAUCACUUUCCAUUUGCUCCCCCGGAAGCAAUGAGGUGAUGGAUAUGCUUUGCGUAUGGAUUUUUGUGUCUUCAUUUGGGCAAGUUUAAUUUACGGCAAACUCAAAAAGAAAGGGGGAGGUGAUCCUUUUAAGCUGAAAGAAAUUUUCUAAACAGUAUAUGCAUACCUAACAAAAUUAAAUGGAACGUUUUCUGAUGCUUGAUGUAAUCGACUGGCAAUUGUUACCGUUAAAUAAAAUUCUUCCAAAAACGUCGCUCUCAAGAGUGAAGAUCCCAUGAGUCACUUUUGGAACCCAUUCACCAAAGGUAGCAGGAGACAUACUACUUACAUCACCAUUCAGAAAGGUGGAGAGCCACUUAAUGAUGGAACAUGCCUAUGUUUCUUUAUCCUGCGGAAGAGAAAACAGUUGUCCACGAUGUUGAUGUUCGUUUUGGGUUCUGUGUACAAACGCGUCCGGUAACGUGUGUGGUUUCUGUGAGUUGCCGACACUCCUGCAUCAAAUCUCAUACCAUCCUUUCCUUUUAAGUUUGGUUUAAUGGAAAAAAAAUUUUUUUUUUGCUAGUGUCAAAAGAUGUCCAGUUCUUCCUUCCCUCCCCUUUCAGAAAUAUGAAAGUGAAUAUUUGGAAGAACUGCUGUUGGAAAGAUGUGUCGUGUCCCCCAUGAAAGUGAGUGGGUGUCCGUCUGCACCCCGAUUACCACCUACUAGUGUGCAGAGGCGGGGGCGGCCAGCCGGCCCCACGUUGCUGUGCUUUACGGCCCCGACCUGUCCCACGCUCCUGUCGCAACCAGCACUCGCCGUUUCCCCCCACCCCGUACUCUGCGUCACUGUUGUACACUCACCACUCAGUGAAUAAAGUGUGCGCUUUAUUCUGUUCAUAAA